Messenger RNA from Cercospora beticola, 1312 nucleotides. RefSeq lists its product as uncharacterized. The record is from RefSeq and is a predicted model, not a curated record. NCBI's taxonomy places the organism in Eukaryota, Fungi, Ascomycota, Dothideomycetes, Mycosphaerellales, Mycosphaerellaceae.
CCAGGUCGCUUUCGUCUGUCAGCUACUAAUUACUGCUUCCGGUAGAUCAUCACUCGUUCUGAUCUUCCAAGCAUUCAUACUGCUGGUUCCCACAUUCGCUCGCUCUAACUCGACAGUCGUUCGCUCAGCAGAUUCUACCGGUCGCAACAUACGUGUCAAGGAUCCAUCAAAUCUACUGAUCGUCAACCUCCACACUUCAAGAUGAAGGUGCGAUCACAAGCUGCCGCCGCAGCGUUGGCUGUUGCCGGCGUGUCUGCGCAGGCAGGAUACCCAGCUGAAUCGCCACUCUCAUAUACCACAGUCACAUACAAUGACUGCCCAACAGCAUCGAUCGAGACGAUGAUCACUGUCACCGAAGGUGUCACUGCUACAUACUGCCCAAAGUGCCACCACGAUGAGUCUUCGGGUGUCCCCACGCCGACAAAGCACACGACUGUCUACACUACGGUCUACCAAUCUAUUUGCGAGACUGGACUUGCUCCAGUGACACACACCAUCACCGAGACAUGCGACGGUCCAGAGCCUACAUGGACCCACGGUCCAGACUACGUGCCACCAGGAUUCACAACUACUGUUAAGGAGUGCCAGGCCUGCAAGGGCGCUAUGCCAACGAAGCCUGUCCUGGUGACAGUCACCGAGCCAUGCGAUUGCGAGGCUACCAGCGGCACCUCUGUAGGACCCACGCCAACCGGUCCUCCAGGCCAAUACCCUCCACCAGGAGGCGACAACGGAGGCGACAACGGCAGCACUCCUCCCAAGCCAAGCGGCGGAGACGACUCUGGCAACCCACCACCAGGCGGCAACGUCCCAACUGGCCCAGGCGUCACUGCACCAACUGCUGCACCAUACCCAACGCCUAGCACGACUGUGAAAUGCCCUGGACCAGAGUGCGUCGCCACCGGCAGCAGCGGUCUGCCACCUCCAGCUGGCGAGACUGGCGCCACACCACCACCAUACCAGGGUGCUGCCUCAUCAUACGGCCACUUUGGCUUCGCUGCGCUGUCUAUUGUUAUUGGCACUUUGGCUUUCGCACUAUGAGUUGGGUGAAUUUGGGAACUGCGUAAUGGGCUGUUGACGCUCCACUUUUUAAUGCAUCUUGAAACGGGCGGACAUGUGAGCUUGGUUGGAGAGACACCGGAUGUCACAUCGUUACUUUUUGUUGUCGAGCGUGGCUGGCACUCGAAAGAGUUGAACUCGGGUACGUGGUGAUCGAGCAGGCACAAAUGGUCCAGAGUCAACAAGGUCCAAAUUUUAGCAUUUGUUGGUAGUAUAGCAAAGCAGAGACAAGAAAUGGUAUUUUUGUUAACAGUUC